This is a messenger RNA of Rangifer tarandus platyrhynchus (Svalbard reindeer), 267 nucleotides long. The record is from the annotation of a GenBank genome assembly. Lineage: Eukaryota; Metazoa; Chordata; Mammalia; Artiodactyla; Cervidae.
AUGCAAGAUGCGGGCGCCACAAGCCUGUGCCGAGACCACCACUGUGCCGAGAAAGGCUCUGAGAUGAAAAUUUUGUUUAAAGUGGCCCAGAGGGCCAGCGCCAGAGCGGUCUCCAGAGGGCACCAGGGCAGAGCCCACAGCAGGGACAGCCCCGAGAACAAGCCGGUUCCGAGGGACUCCCCACAACUGAAUUGCCGGGGGCUGCAAGUUCAGUUUGAACGGCAUUUCUCAACUCGAUCAGACCUGAAGUCUCCUUUUCGUAACUAA